AGUUUGGGGUAAUAAUUUAUUUUUGCAAUAUAUCUUGCGUCCAGGCACUUGUAUAUGCGACGCUAUCGCUCGCUGUAAAGUAUAAGACGAUUCUCGCCAAAGUGCGAGGCGGGGGAUGGACGGGGGUGGUCGAUAUUAACUCCGCGAAGCACCUUACCUCGCGGAGAACCGCGGUGGCUGAAGUUAGUCACAUGCCGGCCGCGGUCGAGUGUACUCGCUUAUUUGUACUGGAGCGUCUCUCCGCUGCUUCAUCUAAACAUCGAUGAGCGAUCAGGCGUCGUCGGAUUCGCGAUCGCGGGAGAUGAUGAGGGAUAAUCGGUGGUUCCUGAAGGACGAGACGUAGGGGGAUAUGUCCGGCUGCUUGUCGUCAUCUAUGACAGGCUCGACAGAUGCGGGGCCGCUGCAGCCCCAGGAAGAUCCCGUGCCGCCAUCGACUUACGACCUUAGACCCUUGUCCGAGGGCGAUGGCUCGUCGGCGAGGCGAGGCUGUCGUCAUCGUCAUCAGUUACGACGUCGGAUGACGUCCGCUCCGCCGUCCGGACAAACGAUACAGCUGACUCCACUCUGGGAACACGUAGUGCGAACGCGUAGGUUUCCAUCCGAGAUCGACACUCAGGCCACCUUCAUUGAGAUCUCCGAGAGACUUCGAGACCCGGAAUGGGAGGUGCGCCAGCACGCUCUGCGAGUGCUAAUGGACGUUCUACCGACGCUGAAUGCCGAUGUCGUUGACAAGGUCAUGCAACCGGUGGUGCCGGAGCUGAUCAAUAAUUUGGGGCAUCCAGCGCCGGCGGUACGCAAGGGCGCCUUGGACGCGCUGCGGGUCUACCUCAUUCACACCCCCAACAAAGACAGCGUGGUCAAAAACAUCCUUCACGACGGCUUGAAUCGACCGGACGCUCACAAUCCAUUUCAGACGAACGUGACAACGGGGGUGAUUCUGAGUGCUCCGCUGCUGCUUUUUCCAUCCUCCGACAGUCCUCCACCGACCACGCAGAUCCUGAAAGACGCCACGAUCGCCUUUGCCGCACGACUGGUCCAGGUACCGCACCAGGAGGCCGUUCUCAAAUCCCUCAUGAAGAUUCGCGAUGAGGUCGGCGACGAAGAAUUCGAGAGCUACCUGGCGGAUUACGACGACAAGCUGAAAAAGAACAUCGACGUUCUCUCCAAGAUUUACAACAUCAAGCCAACGACCAAGAAGAAGCGAGAGAGAAAUCGCGCGCGGGAUAUCGUCAAACCCGACACGAAGGAACGUACCUUGGACAAGAGCUGGGACAGCGACAGCGACACUUCCGGUAUUGCUGAAGAAGAGGAUGAAGGCGCGAUACCACCAGCGAGAGUUGUUCUGGAGACCGAGAUCAAGUUCAACGAAGAGACGGCCAUCACGAUGACGAUCCUGGAGGAAAAGGAGGAGGAUGAGAGCGGGAAUUCGGCCUCCUCGGAUAAACGGAAGACGCCGAGACGCGUCCGCUUCGGCGGCGAGAUCGUCAAGUUGAGGACACCCGACAGCGACGAGACGGAAUCGAUCGAGAUAACACCUAAGACGAGGAUCCCGCUUCCUGUAUCGCCAGCUACCAAGAUGCCGGAAACGACGAAUCGGAGACGACCAUCGUCGCAGCCCUGUAGUCCCUACGCGGGAGAGAAACGAAGAUCGAAGAGGGUUUCCAGGUCGGCAUCCAGCAGCCCCAAGAGAGAAUACACUCACAACGCGCAACUGAGUCCUAAGAAGAGUAUCCUCACACGAACGGACGGUCCUCUCAUCGUUAUCGAUUCUACGGAAGAAGCUAAGAGAAGUAAAAAAGAUAGGAAAAGCGGCGAAGCAGUUUUGGAGGAUAAAGCUUUUUCCAAGGUGAAUGAUAGUUCGAAAGAAGUUAACGAGACGUCGAGGAAGGAAGACGCUGCUUUAGCUCAAACAACUUUGUAUUCAGCGAAUAAAGAGGAUAAACUGAUCAAGGAUAAUGAAAAUAACGUGUCCAAGGCAGCUCAAGUUGCAACCCCGAAGAAUGCAUCAUUAAGGGGAGAACAAACGAUCCUUGAAGGAAAUCACGUGAUCGAUGAAAGCGUUUCCGAAACCGCCUCGCGACGAGAGAAGACUUCAUCGCCGACAAAGCUGUUGAAUCCAAGUCGUUCGAAGACGACUGAAGAAAAUAAGGACGACGAAAUGGAGAGAGGACGCUCGAAUGAAGACGUUCGGAAGGCAUCGAUCGAGCAGAGCAAUUUUACCCGCGAUUUUUCCAACAAUCUGCCAUUCGGGUCGCCGAUUAACGGCGAAUGCGAGGCGCGAAUAGAUCGCCUGGUUGGCGGCGAUUUCGUCGACGACGAACGGGAGGACGUGCGCAUUUUCGACGACGGCGAAGGACGAAGGGGACGAAGCGGUCAAUGCUCCGGCGACCGGAAGAGCGCGUCGGAGGGGAACGGAAGUGUCACUUGCAGCAGCAGCGAGGGCGAGGGAAAACCGCGAGAACCUAGCUGGGAGGAAUUAGUGGUCGGUCAAGAGGUGCUGGACGAUCUGCACAAUAAGGGCAAAUUCUAA
Messenger RNA from Nylanderia fulva, 2530 nucleotides. NCBI's taxonomy places the organism in Eukaryota, Metazoa, Arthropoda, Insecta, Hymenoptera, Formicidae. The record is from RefSeq and is a predicted model, not a curated record.